Molecule: messenger RNA, 1944 nt
Organism: Procambarus clarkii (red swamp crayfish)
Lineage: Eukaryota; Metazoa; Arthropoda; Malacostraca; Decapoda; Cambaridae
Source: RefSeq, a predicted model, not a curated record
AUGGGAGGGAAUCCACAGAAAUUUGACGACUCUUCCAUGGCUGUCCCUGAACUGAAUGAUAACCUCAGCAAUGAUAACCUCAACAAUGAUAACCUCAACAAUGAUAACCUCAACAAUGAUAACCUCAACAAUGAUAACCUCAACAAUGAUAACCUCAACAAUGAUAACCUCAGCAAUGAUAACCUCAACAAUGAUAACCUCAGCAAUGAUAACCUCAACAAUGAUAACCUCAGCAAUGAUAACCUCAGCAAUGAUAACCUCAGCAAUGAUAACCUCAGCAAUGAUAACCUCAACAAUGAUAACCUCAACAAUGAUAACCUCAACAAUGAUAACCUCAGCAAUGAUAACCUCAACAAUGAUAACCUCAGCAAUGAUAACCUCAACAAUGAUAACCUCAACAAUGAUAACCUCAACAAUGAUAACCUCAGCAAUGACAACCUCAACAAUGAUAACCUCAGCAAUGAUAACCUCAACAAUGAUAACAUCAGCAAUGAUAACCUCAACAAUAAUAACCUCAACAAUGAUAACAUCAGCAAUGAUAACCUCAGCAAUGAUAACCUCAGCAAUGAUAACCUCAGCAAUGAUAACCUCAGCAAUGAUAACCUCAACAAUGAUAACCUCAACAAUGAUAACCUCAGCAAUGAUAACCUCAGCAAUGAUAACCUCAGCAAUGAUAACCUCAGCAAUGAUAACCUCAGCAAUGAUAACCUCAAUGAUAACCUCAACAAUGAUAACCUCAACAAUGAUAACAUCAGCAAUGAUAACCUCAACAAUAAUAACCUCAACAAUGAUAACAUCAGCAAUGAUAACCUCAACAAUGAUAACAUCAGCAAUGAUAACCUCAACAAUGAUAACAUCAGCAAUGAUAACCUCAACAAUGAUAACCUCAGCAAUGAUAACCUCAGCAAUGAUAACCUCAGCAAUGAUAACCUCAACAAUGAUAACCUCAACAAUGAUAACCUCAACAAUGAUAACCUCAGCAAUGAUAACCUCAGCAAUGAUAACCUCAGCAAUGAUAACCUCAGCAAUGAUAACCUCAACAAUGAUAACCUCAACAAUGAUAGCCUCAGCAAUGAUAACCUCAGCAAUGAUAGCCUCAGCAAUGAUAGCCUCAGCAAUGAUGACCUCAGCAAUGAUGACCUCAGCAAUGAUAACCUCAACAAUGAUAACCUCAGCAAUGAUGACCUCAACAAUGAUGACCUCAACAAUGAUAACCUCAACAAUGAUGACCUCAACAAUGAUGACCUCAACAAUGAUAACCUCAGCAAUGAUAACCUCAGCAAUGAUAACCUCAGCAAUGAUAACCUCAGCAAUGAUAACCUCAGCAAUGAUAACCUCAACAAUGAUAACCUCAACAAUGAUAGCCUCAGCAAUGAUAACCUCAGCAAUGAUAGCCUCAGCAAUGAUAGCCUCAGCAAUGAUGACCUCAGCAAUGAUGACCUCAGCAAUGAUAACCUCAACAAUGAUAACCUCAGCAAUGAUGACCUCAACAAUGAUGACCUCAACAAUGAUAACCUCAACAAUGAUGACCUCAACAAUGAUGACCUCAACAAUGAUGACCUCAACAAUGAUAACCUCAGCAAUGAUAACCUCAACAAUGAUAACCUCAGCAAUGAUAACCUCAGCAAUGAUAACCUCAGCAAUGAUAACCUCAGCAAUGAUAACCUCAGCAAUGAUAACCUCAACAAUGAUAACCUCAGCAAUGAUAACCUCAGCAAUGAUAACCUCAGCAAUGAUAACCUCAGCAAUGAUAACCUCAACAAUGAUAACCUCAGCAAUGAUAACCUCAACAAUGAUAACCUCAGCAAUGAUAACCUCAACAGUGAUAACCUCAACAAUGAUAACCUCAACAAUGAUAACCUCAGCAAUGAUAACCUCAGCAAUGAUAACCUCAGCAAUGAUAACCUCAACAAUAAAGACCAGUUACCCCAGAUGACGUACUGA